CAUAACACCCAAAUGCCAAGCCCUCAAAUCACUCCCCCAAAAUAUUUGUCACAAGAGGAAGGACUGACCCAAGAAUGUAAAACCCUCCUCUCUUCUCUCCCUAGAGACAAAGGAUGGGUAGCCAAUCAUCUCUUCCAAUACCAAGGCUUUUGGCACACAGCAAGACAACUCCAAGGAGUUCUCACUUGCCAACAACACUUCCAAGCUAACCCAGAUGAUCUACUCCUCAUUACCACUCCCAAAUCCGGUACCACUUGGCUUAAGGCCAUCGCAUUCGCCAUCGUAAAUCGGAAGCUUUACUCCUCAUCUGAUGAUCACCCACUUCUCAAAGCCAACCCACAUGAACUUGUUCCUUUCUUAGAGCUUAAUCUCUAUAUUGAAAACAAAAUCCCUGACCUUACUUCCUUUGCUUCUCCAAGGCUCUUCUCUACCCAUCUACCAUAUGUGUCCUUUCCUGAAUCUGUUAAACAACUAGGUUGUAAAAUGGUUUUUCUCUGUAGAGACCCAAGAGAUGUGUUUAUCUCAGCUUGGCAUUUCACAAACAAGCUGAGACCUCAAGCAAUUGGAACCCAAUCACUAGAAGAAGCUUUUGAUAGUUUCUGUAGAGGUGUGAUUAACUAUGGACCAGCCUUGGAUCACAUAUUGGAGUACUGGAAACAAAGCUUGGAGAGACCAGAAAAGGUAUUAUUCUUGAAGUUUGAAGAGAUGAAAGCUCAACCAAGUGUUCAGUUGAAAAGGUUAGCUGAGUUCUUUGGUUGUCCAAUUUCAGAAGAAGAAGAGAAAGAAGGGGUAGUAGAGACGAUAUUGAAGUUGUGUAGUUUUGAUCAUUUGAGCAAUUUGGAUGUAAACAAGACUGGGAAGAUGGCUACUGGGGAAGAACACAGUGCUUUCUUCAGGAGAGGUGAGGUGGGAGAUUGGGUAAAUCAUCUAACACCUGAGAUGAUAGAGAAGUUUAAACAAAUCAUUGAAGAGAAGCUCCAUGGUUCUGGUUUAAAGUUUUAAGUGUAUCUAGGGAAACUUGUG
This is a messenger RNA of Telopea speciosissima, 1023 nucleotides long. RefSeq names its product cytosolic sulfotransferase 12-like. The transcript has a single exon. Gene Ontology annotation, molecular function: sulfotransferase activity. Lineage: Eukaryota; Viridiplantae; Streptophyta; Magnoliopsida; Proteales; Proteaceae. Gene Ontology annotation, biological process: sulfation. Bases 13 to 1002 code for a protein of 329 amino acids. Gene Ontology annotation, cellular component: cytoplasm. The record is from RefSeq and is a predicted model, not a curated record.